This is a messenger RNA of Parnassius apollo (apollo), 2178 nucleotides long. The record is from the annotation of a GenBank genome assembly. NCBI's taxonomy places the organism in Eukaryota, Metazoa, Arthropoda, Insecta, Lepidoptera, Papilionidae.
AUGCAUGUAACGGGAGGUCUAGAACGGGUGGCGGAGGAGUUGAUGGGUCGAAGAAAAUGGAAACUAUACCAGGACGCGUUAAUACCAAAAAGGAGCGACGGGGAACAGUCCAGCGACGAGGAUACCACGCCUGUCACCGACCCCCCGCCCGCUCUCAAGAUAAAGACCAUAGAGGAGAUCAACGCUCCGGACGAAGCGAAGGAGAUCAAGACCGAGGAAACCAAAGUCGCCCAGGAGAAGCCGAAUCGGCCGGAGACGAUAUUAGAGAGUCUCAUCAAGCGGCCGGCGACGCAACCGAAACUGGAGAUACCAGAGGAGCCGGCCGAUUGGAAACCGGCCGACAAGUGCUACUUUUGCGUAGACGGGGCUGAAGCUGGUGGGGCGGAGGUCUCCGCGGCGGCGACGAGUCCAGCGUCGGAGUCGGACAGCAGCUCAGUGUCGGGGGCGAAGAGCCCCGCCGCCGCCCCGCCCCUGCUGCAGCAGAUGCUUCAGCUGCAACUACAGGCCCAGAGUCCCCAGGCCAUUGCGCAGCAGGCCUACACGGAUUGGUGUGUGCAGUUCCAGCAGAUGCUGGCGGCGUUGGCGGCGCUGGGCAGCGGGCUGGUGCCGCCGCCGCUGCCGCAGGCCUGGCUCAUACAGCGACUGGCGCAGACCAGACAACAUCCCGACAGGUUACCCGAGGCGUGUGACAAGGCUCCUGCGGCGAGUGCGUCCCCCACGCUGACCGAGCAACCUCUUGACCUCAGCGCCAAGUCUACUUCUAGCACCAGCGGCACUCCACCCCCAGAUCAUAACAACUUGGACAACUCCAGAUUAAAACGGGCAGUCCUAGACAGUGCUAGCAAUAGUACAACGAGGAGAACUUACACCGAUGAUGAACUCCAAUCGGCGCUCCGAGAUAUCCAGUCGGGUCGCCUUGGCACUAGAAGAGCAGCAGCGAUCUACAGAAUACCGCGUUCCACUCUCAGGAAUAAAAUCAACAAGUGCGGCAUUACAGCCGAGCAAGGCCACGAGUCUGAACCUGAUAGCGACCCCGAAAGAACCGAUUCUCCCCCAUCAGUGAUACUAAAAAUACCAACGUUCCCACCACCGGAAGACAAAAGUCCUUCCCCAGCCACGCCAGUUACCCCAAUAACACCGAUCAUCCCACCUCCUCAGCCGCCAUUAAAUCCACCUUCUCAGCUUCUCCUUCCAGCAUCAGUUUUUGCCGACCCGCCAUCUUCUCAACAUCUAUUCACGUCUCUGAGCGAUGUCAUAGCUAAGAGCAUCAGUCAAAAGUUCCAGCAGCCUCUGGAGAGGCCGCCGCAGCCUGAUCUGCCCUUCAUGAGGGCGCCAGAUAGGCAUGUGUCGGUGAUCAAAACACCGCCAGAAAAUCAAAGGAAUUACGCAGUGCCAAGCAAUUCUAGAGCGACCACGAACAAUAAUGGCCAACCUGCUACUGGCGGGAAGGGUACUCGACCCAAGCGUGGAAAAUACAGAAACUACGACAGAGAUAGCUUAGUGGAGGCUGUGAAAGCGGUGCAGAGAGGAGAGAUGUCCGUACACAGAGCGGGCUCGUACUACGGAGUGCCACAUUCGACGCUUGAGUAUAAAGUGAAGGAACGGCAUCUGAUGCGGCCGAGGAAACGCGAACCAAAGCCGCAACAGGAAGCGAAGCCGCAACCGAAGCCACCGCCACCUAAGCCACCCACGAAACCCUUCACGAACGGCCUCAACGGGCCGGAAACACCGGGUUAUCCAACAGGUUAUCCAUUUUGGCCGGGGGGCUUCGCUCCACCGCCGGCCCCGGAUUUAUACGCGUCCCACAUGAUGCGAAGAUUGCGCGACGAAGCACCGCCAGCGAACGGGUCCUUUCUCGAGGGGAUCAUCAGAUCGAGCUUGGAGCGGCAGCCGGCGCUCUUACAGCGACUUACCGAGCCCCGAGCGCCAAUAGCACCGACGGGCGAAGCGCCCAGCUUGCUGCGGAGGCUGGCGGGCGAACCGGACGAUUCCCCGCCGGCGAGACGUCCCCGCAUAGACAGUUCGGAUCGGCAGCUAGCCGCUGAGAUGCGCGAAGCGGUGCAGAGACUACGGGCGGACAAGAUGCGGCCGAGGAACGGCACCCCGACGCCCCCCGGCGGCUGCUCGCCCCCCGCGGCCCCCGCGCCGACCGUGCCCUCGCCGCUCGACCGCGUGUAG